Trematomus bernacchii (emerald rockcod) is the source of this 2479-nucleotide messenger RNA. RefSeq names its product ADP-ribosylation factor-like 8 (gene arl8). The transcript is spliced from 6 exons. The coding region runs from base 351 to 890 and encodes 179 amino acids. Lineage: Eukaryota; Metazoa; Chordata; Actinopteri; Perciformes; Nototheniidae. The record is from RefSeq and is a predicted model, not a curated record. Gene Ontology annotation, molecular function: GTPase activity; GTP binding. Gene Ontology annotation, biological process: intracellular protein transport; vesicle-mediated transport; protein localization to Golgi membrane. Gene Ontology annotation, cellular component: trans-Golgi network; cytoplasm.
CCACUUAACUGCCAGCAGCCAACGGGCAGAAGAAGCCGUGCGAGCAGAGUCAACACAGUGCCGCACUUCUCAGCCUGUUUAUACGAUUUGUGGAGGCUUCAACGUCUCCCUGAGCCACUCGACAAGAAUAUAUAAAGUCUAUGUUACGUUCCACCAUUUUAUCCUCGCGUUAGCUAACCGGAGCGCAUGGAGUCUGCGUUCAAAAGGACGGUGAGGUGUUUUGCGGACAAGAGAUCAUCCAGCUAAUGUUAGCUAGCCGCAGCCAGCCGCGGUGUGGACUUGAGAGUGGAGAAGCUCGGUGCUGCUGCCCACUCUACUGACGGAACUACGGAAAGACGUUAACCUAAACAAUGGGCGUCAUAUUCGCCAAACUGUGGAGCUUCUUCUGUAACCAAGAGCACAAGGUUAUAAUUGUUGGAUUGGAUAACGCAGGAAAAACCACCAUCCUCUACCAGUUUUUGAUGAAUGAGGUCGUCCACACGUCACCCACUAUCGGGAGCAAUGUGGAGGAGAUAGUGGUGAAGAACACUCACUUUCUGAUGUGGGAUAUAGGAGGACAGGAGUCCCUCAGGUCCUCCUGGAACACCUACUACUCCAAUACAGAGUUCAUCAUUCUGGUAGUGGACAGCACAGACAGAGAGAGGCUGGCCAUCUCUAAAGAGGAGCUCUACAGGAUGUUGGCUCACGAGGACCUGAGGAAAGCAGCCGUGCUGAUAUUUGCCAAUAAGCAGGAUAUGAAGGACUGUAUGUCUGCAGCGGAGAUCUCCAAAUACCUCAGCCUGAGCUCCAUCAAAGAUCACCCCUGGCACAUACAGUCCUGCUGCGCACUUACAGGAGAGGGUUUAUGCCAAGGCCUGGAGUGGAUGACCUCGCGGGCCGGCCUCAGAUAGCCCCUCGCCCCCUCUACGGCCUGAUGACCUGCACCACCACACAGUGGCUACGUCAGCUUCUCCUCACUUGCUUAUCGUUGCUUUAUAUUUUUUUAAUGACAAACAUUGACUUCUGGAGGGUUAUUAACACACAGUGGAGCCGGUGUCUCUCCAAUUGGAGACGUGACCUGAACUGGGGACCCUCGCCGGUUAUCUGGAACAAACAGUCGCUUUUUCUGCAGAGGAGGGGAAGAAGAUCAUUUCGAUGAGUUGAGAGUAUGUCCAAGUGCAAAGCAGGUGUGCACUGGACAUCCUUCACACUAAAUACAUAUCAUGUCACCUCACACCAUUUCAUAUCAUGAGACAUCACGUUGGUGCAGCUCUAUUAUUAAUAUCGUUUUUUUUGCCUUUAUACAAGUUUGUUCAUGUUCAGGUAACAAUUGACUCGACAAAGGGAUUACAAGCAGUAUUGUAACAUUUUCAGGGGGGAAUGGUGGCACUACGGAGGUUUUUCAGAAUAAUGUUCUCAUUCUUCAUUUUUAGCACAGCCAUUAAUAUCUGUUACACAUUUCAGUUUCAUAAGCUACAUUGUCGGUGGUUAUUCUCUCUCUAGGUCUUACGGUGCCGUAUUGAAACGUGGUCAAAUACAAAUCUCCCUUUAUUAACUCUGAGCUUGUACUUGUAUGUAUUUGAGCCACAUGGUGUAGAUUCAACCUUUUCUGACCCUCACUUUAGCCAUUUAUUUAAUUUUGCAAAGAAUUAAAUAAAUGGAAUUCAUAUGCAAGUACAAUGCUCCCUUUUUAAUGGCAGUAUUUUAAAUGUAAACACUAUGUUUUGUCAAUGAUGCAUUAUGUUUUUUAUUUAAUUGUAUUAUUUUUAAGAAUGUUUGCUCGUGGUGAGUGGGCAUCUGUAUUAACAGAUGAUCUUUGGUGCUGCAAGUGUGUUUGACAUUAUCAUACAAACAUUUCAGUCAUUUCCUGCAGAAUAUAUUCCACUUUUAAACAUUUUGUACUUUUUAAACAAAGCCGCCAGAAUUAGCCAGCACAUUUAUGGGGAAGUUGGUUCUCUGCAGCCACCUGGACUAAGUAGCAUUAAGAUCAUUUUAUCUUAAUAUGUUGGCCAUCAUUUAGGUAUAUUACUUGAUCCUCAGCCUUAACCAUGCUAUUGUGAGUGUCUGGAGGACAGUAUGUGUAUGAAUCUGAAAAGUCUGCCCAUGAUUUUUACCCUUAUUUCCUUUGACCUGGUAUAAGAAUUCCUUGGUAACAGAUCUAUGCACGCGUCACUUUGAAACCAUGUCUACCUUUUGCAAGUUCCACAGUGGCCAAAAAGUGUGAGGUGCAUGAGUUUCAAUCCCAACAGUGGUGAAGAACUGGUGUCCAUCUUGGUCAGGGAGUGCCUCAGGGUCUCUACAGUGUAUUUGUUGUGGGGCAAGGUAUUUUAACACAAAGAGGAAAAAGGGUGAAGUGUGCAGCAUUGAGGUUUACAGCUUUUACCUUGAUCUUACAAAGCAAGGGAACUGAUCGUAUACUAUCAGUAUGGUGGGGUCCAGUCGGGGUCAUGUACUGUAAUUCAGUUUUUAUUUUUCAAUAAAAGUUUGUUUUGAACUUUGA